Molecule: messenger RNA, 2325 nt
Organism: Lepus europaeus (European hare)
Lineage: Eukaryota; Metazoa; Chordata; Mammalia; Lagomorpha; Leporidae
Gene: JHY
Product: junctional cadherin complex regulator
Exons: 8
Coding region: 1-2325 (774 amino acids)
Biological process (GO): axoneme assembly; brain development
Source: RefSeq, a predicted model, not a curated record
AUGAGUCAGAGAAAGCUAAUUCCCAAGUCCUCUCUUCGGUCUCCUGUCCCUCAUCCCAAGUUGAACUUCCCGUCCUCAGACCCACCUGUGAAGAAAGAAGACCUACACCUUUCCAAAGACUCCUUGGAAUCUGACUCAGAAAGCCUCGCUCAAGAGAUGCACUCCCUUUCUGAACGGGAGUACCAAGUCCGGGACAACGACAUGGAGCCUGACAGUUUAGAGGGAAGCCCUGGACCGGACAGCCUGAGUGAGACCCAGGAGGAAGCAAGCAGAAGAGCAGCCGAGGCGGCCGGGGAGGAGGACGGCCGUGCCUGGGACAGUGUUGUGAAGGACAGCCAACAACCAAUGAAAGAUAAAUAUUCAGACCUCCAAUAUGACCCAAACUGGAAUAAGAAACAGGAAAGGCAGCUGUCAGCUUUGGAAGGGCUGUCGGAGUCUGGAGAGAGCUCUCUGGAAAACCUGCCUCUGGAUCCACUUCAGCCUUCCCAGGAGACAUCGGCAGAGCUCUCAGCGGGGAAAGACGGCCAGCAGAGUCCACAGAGUGCAGCCUCCUUACUUGGGAGUGAAUUUUUAAGCACACCCUAUGAGCACAGCACUCUUAGCAGUGAGCCGUUUUCCGAGCUGAGCGACAGCGACCUGGAGGAGGAGUCCAGCAACCUCUCGCAGUACGUGAAGAGUUCAAGUUCACAUAAUGAAGUUUUCCUGUCGGAAUCCCGCGGCCGUCGGCGAAAGAAGCCCAAACAAUAUUUUGUAGAGAAAAAUAAGCUGACCUUGGGAUUGCCCAGUCCUAAAACAGCCUCUUAUCUUCAACUUCACAAUAAAAGAAGGGGGGAAACUCACCUGCAGCAGGUCUCCCACCCGGCCAGGGGAACGGACAAAACGCCUGUUCAAAACACCAAGGAGAUUGAGCAUGCUGCCAUCGAUCCCGAAGACAAAUGGCAUCAAAGAGCACAACAGCUAAAGAAUUACCAGGAGCACUGUUCUGAAUAUGAGAGUACAAAGUCAAGCAAUGUGCCACAAGGUCAGUCUUCUGAAACAGUGAGCAACCAGCAACCUUCUAGAAGACCAGCCAAAGCCAAGAUUGGAAAACAGCUUGGCCACCAGAAUGGCCUGAAGUCUUUCAUGACCGAAGAAGUCACCAUCAGUCAAGGAAACGAGAAUAACACCUCCAGACAGCAGCAGAACCAAAAUCAGCCUAUUGAUGCUUUCAUAAGCCACCCAUCAGUUGUGCUUGUGAACACCUCCAAUGAUAAUUUACAAGGUUCAAGUGCACUUAGGAGACAGAAUCCCAAAGUAACCUCCACCGCAUCUGCCCCAGCCAAACAGGCUUUUGCCAAGGUGUUGUCUAAGAACUCUACUAGCUAUCCCCCAGUGCUGACUGUGAGUAAAGGAAGCCGCAGAGACCAAAAAGAGAAAAGACUGUCACAUCAGCAGCCACAUCUCAGCACCCUUUCUAAUAUGGACUUGAACAACCUUGAUGAAUUUUCCAAGACACAAGUGCACCUCACCCAGAGAGGCCCUCAGUUUGUUUAUAACAUAAAUGAUCAUGGAUCGACCAAAAACAACAAGCAACCCAAACAGCCAUAUACGGAGACAAGAUAUAGGAACUUGGAAAUAUUAUGGAAGUUCAGUUCCUCCUCUGACGGCCAACCUGUGAGAGCUUCUCCAGAAUCCCAGCUCACGCACAUAAUGGAGCAGCAUCAGCAAGCCCUGGUGCAGCUGACGGAGGUGCAGCCCCGCAACGGCGCCUUCCCCGGCACCACACUGCCCCCGAUCUUGUCGAGGGUGGAGAGUGAAUCCCAGCUCAGUGCAGAGAGAGGCCAGAGACAGCAAAUGAAAAUCAACCGUAGCAAUUCUGAAGGCUACCUCUUCCAGCUGGAGAAGGAGAAAAGGCACAGGAAGAGAAGCAGCCUUAAGAGUUCCAAGCUGAAAGGUUGUCAGAGCAGCAACCUGAAUCUUGGAGGCCUCAGACCUGACUUUGAGUCCAUCAGAGACAAAAUGCAAAAAUUCACGCAGCAAAAGGAAUAUGCAAAGCAAGUGAAGGAGUACAACAUGAAGACACUGUCCCUUUUGUCAAAACCACAGACAGCAAAAGCGGAAAGCAAACCUGCCAUCCCUCGUCAGAAGGCUUUGGAAUAUGCUAAGACCAUCCCAAAACCCAAGCCAUCAAAUCUGACCGAUCGAGCCUCAAAGGAGAAAAAAAAACCCAGCUACGCUGGAAAAGAAGAAAGUUUACCUGAAAUCUCCCUGCUGGAAAUGCUGCAGAACAGGCACGAAAGAGAGAAGCAGGCCGUGGCUGCCUUCAAAGUCCUGCACAUCGUGUAG